Messenger RNA from Perca flavescens (yellow perch), 4553 nucleotides. RefSeq names its product PPARG related coactivator 1 (gene pprc1). Gene Ontology annotation, cellular component: nucleus. Lineage: Eukaryota; Metazoa; Chordata; Actinopteri; Perciformes; Percidae. The record is from RefSeq and is a predicted model, not a curated record. The transcript has 14 exons. Bases 134 to 4174 code for a protein of 1346 amino acids. Gene Ontology annotation, biological process: positive regulation of transcription by RNA polymerase II. Gene Ontology annotation, molecular function: RNA binding; transcription factor binding.
CCCUCUGCGUCACUUUGCGUCAUUUUACCGGGAAUGUUGUACCACGUGUCUCGUGCCGGCGUGUUUGUUCCUCCAAUGCGCGAUUCAUCACUUUUCAUUCCGAAACGAGUCAGGCAGGGAGUGUACUUGCAAGAUGGCGGCGCGGUGGGGAGCAGGCGAGGAGACUUUAACUACGUGCAAUAUGGAAUUUUUCCCUAUGGAUACACUAGGCGAGACUGAUGGGCUGCACUCUGCAGAAACUCUGGAGGCCCUUCAAAGCUGCUUAGACCCCUCCAUUCUUUCUAUCUUUGAGGACACACCAACAAUAGAGACUAAGGGUCUAGAUGAGGAGAGUGAAGCCACGCUGCUAACUGCCCUGACGGAGAUCCUUGACAAUGUGGAUGAUGCGACCCUCUCCCCAUUUGACACACUGCCCGACUCAGACCUGCUGUCAGGUCAGAAGGGCAGGGAACGCUCUCCGCUCAGGAGAUUGCUGUGCCUGUCCCGUUCCCCUCCAGAGAAAGACUCACUAUGUAGUGCAAGAGCCUUAUCAACGGGAAAGAGCCUCCCCAGGAUACUGGCAGACUCUCUCCAGAGAAGUGAUGGGGAGGAAGAGGAAGAUGGCUCCCUCACUCUGAGCCCAGUGAGUCAGGAUUCCUCUCCUUGCAGUGACCUGCUACACUGGGAAGGUCUGACCCUCCCGCUUCCUGUCACCUUUGAGCAGGAGUUUGAAGAUGGUGUUUCCAUUAGCCUGGGGGACUUGGUCAGGCAUAUGCACCCGUACUGUAUGUCCAUUUGUAUGGAGAAUGAUGAAGGUGAACAGAUGUUGCCUGAAGGAGGCAUCUUACUUGAAGUUGUGGACCAGGGUGAAAAUGGAGAACCCAUCCUGGCCAUCCCAGACAUGGAUCUCCCAGUCACUCUUCCCCUUCAAGAGCAAGCUUCAGAAAAUGAGCAGGAAGUUUUUGACGAAGCAGAAGAAGUGGCCUCUGACAGUUCAGAGCAUAUAGUCGUUGACGAUGAAGACGAAGCUCCGGUGAAAGUUGCAGCCCCUGUGACACCAGACCCAUGUUCGGAUGUAAAAUAUGACAUCAUCAUUAAAAGACAGAAGGAAGAGAUAAAAGAGAAAAGCCCCUCUCGGAGAAAAAAGAAAAAGAAAUGCAAGGAACAGUGCAAACCUGAACCUGUGGAUGGAAGGGUCCUAAGGAGUGGCACAGUAAGAAAGACAGCGCAAGAAUCGCCCCAAAAGCCUGAAAAAAGGUCAGUCAAAGAAAAAAAACACAAAGUCCCAAAGGUUACUCUUCUAACUACUCCAGCUUCUUCAUCUGUAAAACCUAAGAAACUAAACCGAUGCCAAACUGAAAAACAAACACAAAUCACCGCUACAACACUAUUGCCUGAAAGGAAUGUGCAAGUUGCCACUGUGUCACCUAGGCAGGAAACGGUGCUGUUAAAUACUAGCCCUGAGAAGAGUGAGCCUAGCAGUUUACCCACAACAUUGAGCUCCAAACAGCCUGAUGAAAUGCCUAAAAAGUCUGCUCUGGCUCCUGAGAAGCUGGAAGACUCAUCAGCAGCUCCCUCUGCUGUCCUGCCCCCGGUGUCUGCAGAGAGCCCUGCAGCUGUUUCUAGUCCUGCAACACCCCAGACACCACCGGUUAGUGAGGUCCUCCCUCAUGUGGCCCCUGCAGUCUCAGAGCCAAAGCCCAAAUCACUCAGCCUUGCGGAGUACCGGCGGCUCCGACAGCAGAAAAAGCCAGCUCCAGUAGAAAAGCAAGACGACAACAGCACCAAGUGGCCCAGCCUUCCAGAGCUUCCUAAAGAGCUUCUCCCCAUUCCCUGCCUGCCUGACCCCAGCCCUAAGGAUCUUCGACGCCCCAAUCCCCAGGCAGAAGUGGAGGAGGUCAGACCUGCCUGGCAGCCAAGGGGACCGUGUGCACCACCCACUCCUGAGGCGCUUUUGAUGCCACCGGCCUACAUGGUUGCCUCAUCCAGCAAGGUUUCCGCCAUUACCCCUGUUCCUAAACAGCAAACACCUGAACCUUCCAAACCUUCUGUGCCCCAAAAGCCCUCAUCUCCUGCCCCUAAUUCAGUGAAGAAUGUACCCACACAUCAACACACCACUGCUCAACCUUCAGUACCAUGUGUGCCUCAGAGCUCUCGGUCUCCAACUUCUUUAAUAGUUGCCGCUCAGUUUGUGUCGUCAGCAAAUGGGAAAUGUUCUCCUGCACAUUCAAGAGGAAAGAGUGGAGUCGAUGAAAGGCCCCAAUCUCAGCCUGCAUUUCCUAAGUUAGUAGAGCUUACUAAAACCGGUCCUAAAACCACUACAUUCAAACCCACCACUGAAACUGUGUCUAAGCCCAGUGCUCCCCAGAGGACCAUUGUUGUUUCCCAGAAGGUGCCUGAGGUUACUGCUUCAAUGUCAUUAAAUAACUCCAACACACCUGAUGGCAAGUUCUUCAAACCCACAGCCAAUGGUACCCAGCUCUGUUCUUCUCCAGCUGUCCAUCCCUCAGACUCCCAGAAUCUGAAGGUCGAACCUGUUGUACUUGAAACUAAAAAGAAACCCACUACAGCAGUGAAACUCCAAAGGGCAAAGAGCCCCACACAGGAGCUGAUUGAGGCCUUCACCAGUGAGAUAGGUAUUCAAGCUGCUGAUCUGACCAGCUUGCUGGAGCAGUUUGAGGAAACCCAAGCCAAAGGAGAGCAAUGUGUGCUGGAGGUCUCUGGUAGAGCAGCAGCUGUAGGAAACUCGAGUGUUGAGUUGGCUCCAGAGAAAACCGUUGUUGAGCGUGUGAGAGCUAAUGACCUCUCAAGUACUGCAGCUUUGACUCCUCCAGCUACUCCUCCCCACCAGAUGUGGAAACCCUUGGCCCCUGUGGCCCUGCUGGGAAAGAGCAAGGUCGCUGAGGCCUCAAAGUCGAGCCCCUCCAAGGUUAUCCAGAUAGAAGCCCGGCCUCUGCCCUCAGUCAGAUCCCGCAGCAAACCCACUCCUGCUGCUGCCACUGUAGCCCCCGAGCUGGCAUGCAUGGACCAUGACUAUUGCCUCCCCAACAAAGGCACUUCCACUGGAGAGCCAGGCAAGCGUUGGAAUGUCAAACAGCCCUCUUUUAUCACUAUUAAACCUAUCAAACAACCCAGUACAACCACUACACAAACACCCUCAGCUGCUUUGCCAUCAUCUGACCAAUCUACCACAAACCCUGCGGUUACAACCAAAACACAAGAGUUUCCACUGACAGAGCCCCUGGAUCACAGGACUGAUAAAAUUGAGAGAAGCUCUGUCCUGGAGACUCCUGAUGCAUCGCCUGCUCGGCAGGAGACUGAUGCUACUGUUGAAGAAGGAAGCCCCAGGAGAGAGCCUUUUGGGAGGUCCUACCACCGGCAUGCUGCUUCUCGCACACCCAGCCCCAGAUCUAGUCCCAAAGAGAGGACUGGAGGCCGGUCUAGGAAAAGAAGAUCCCAUCGUUCUCCCAGCCCUAUGUCCAGUGGUUCAGAGUCAGACUCCCAUUCCUCUAGAUCAAACACACCAGCUAAGAAAAGGUAUCGCCUCCGUCAUUCUGAGAGUAGUUCCAGCUCCUCAUCACGUUCCUCCUCUCGGUCCUCUACCUCGGUGUCCCGCUCCCCUCCCAGGAGGUGGAGGUACUCGUAUUCAUCCUCUCGUUCUGGCUCUUGGAGUGCGUCCAGGUCGCGGUCUCGAUCCCCUCAGAGACGAGCACAAUGUAGUAGAAGCAGAAGAUUGUACAGUCCCUCAUCUAUGUCCAGUUAUGGUCAAAGUGCAACGAUAAAUGUGGAGGAGGUGAGGAGACGCAAGGAGAAAGCCAUUGAGGAUCGCCGGGUUGUUUACGUUGGUCGAAUUCGGGGAACGAUGACUCAAAAAGAACUUAAAGAGCGCUUCUCUUUAUUUGGCGAGAUUGAAGAAUGCACCCUGCACUUUAGAGACCAUGGGGACAACUAUGGGUUUGUGACUUACUACGACACCAAGAAUGCUUUCACCGCCAUCGAGAAUGGAGGCAAGCUGCGCAAGCCUGACGAACUGCCAUUUGAUCUCUGUUUUGGUGGAAGGAGGCAGUUCUGCAAGACCAACUAUGCUGACCUGGAUUCAAAUAGAGAGUACGAACCAUUGCCUGCGAAAAGCAAGUUUCAUGCACUAGACUUCGACACUUUAUUGAAGCAGGCCCAGCAGAAUCAGAAGAGGUAACAGGAGGCCUGCAGCAGGAAGCAGCUGGAAGCAGCUGACACUUACCUCAGAGCCAACCGCUGGCUCCUCACAUGCAACACUGUCUAUACUUUUUAGUUGUUGCAUUAUUUCUUUUGUUUGUUUUUAUUUUAUUUCUGCAAGCUAACACCUUCUAUUGAAGUGAAGAUUUGUAAUGAAAGUAGUAAAAGAAAAAAAAUGGAAUAAAUAAAAUUAAAUUUUUUUUAAAGUUUAUUUAAAUGUAUUAGCAAAUUUGAAUUGUAUGCAGAGAAUCAUUUUUAAAGGAGGAAAGUUAAGUGGAAUGGAGCUCCCCAAUUACUGGGAGAGGUUGUAAUACAUUACAUGUACUACAAACCUAAAUAAAAACAGAACCUCAAAUGUG